Messenger RNA from Penicillium cataractarum, 567 nucleotides. Its product is annotated as snoRNA-binding rRNA-processing protein IMP3. Lineage: Eukaryota; Fungi; Ascomycota; Eurotiomycetes; Eurotiales; Aspergillaceae. The transcript is spliced from 3 exons. Gene Ontology annotation, molecular function: snoRNA binding; rRNA binding; structural constituent of ribosome. Gene Ontology annotation, biological process: rRNA processing. Bases 1 to 567 code for a protein of 188 amino acids. Gene Ontology annotation, cellular component: Mpp10 complex; small ribosomal subunit; small-subunit processome. The record is from RefSeq and is a predicted model, not a curated record.
AUGGUCCGACACCUCAAGCAUCACGAGAAGAAACUUCUCAAGAAGACCGACCUUUACACCUACAAGUCAGACCAGGGCCAUCGUGCCGGUGAAAUUCAGCGCCGAUACGGAAUCACGGAUGUCGAAUAUAAUACGUACAAUGGACUCUGCGGAUCGAUGCGCAAAUUAGCACACAAACUCUCACAGAUGGACCCCGAGGAUCCCACGCGGAGGAAGCUGGAGUCGGCUAUGCUAGAGAAGCUGCACAGCAUGGGUAUCAUUGAGAAGUCGCGGGAGCAGGGCGGAGCGUUGUCCCAGGUGGAGCAUCUCACAGUUUCGGCUAUCUGCCGGAGGCGCCUACCGAUCGUGAUGGUGAGAGAGCAGAAGAUGAUUCAAUAUGUGGAUAAAGCAAUUGAGGCCGUUGCGCAAGGCCAUGUCCGCGUUGGAACGCAAGUUGUCCAGGAUCCCGCCACUUUGGUCACACGGAACAUGGUGGACUUUGUCCAAUGGGUUCCCAACAGCAAUUUCAAGCUGGCUGGCCAGAAUUACCAUGGCAAGAGGGAUGAUUUCGACAGCUUGCAGUUGUAA